Ostertagia ostertagi is the source of this 2649-nucleotide messenger RNA. NCBI's taxonomy places the organism in Eukaryota, Metazoa, Nematoda, Chromadorea, Rhabditida, Trichostrongylidae. The record is from the annotation of a GenBank genome assembly.
AUGGAUGCUCGAGAACACUACUACACGAUGAUCACUGACGUUGCGCUACGUCUACCUUGUCAGAUGAGACGAAUACUGAGUGAUGUGAAGUUUGACGAAAGAUGGCAACGAAUCCUCUGCGAGCUGGUUUCCUACCAACACGCUCCACAGCUUCGCAGACAGAGUAAGAAGGUUCUUUUGGCGAUGUUCAAUGGAGACAAGCAGAAAUAUCGUGAACAUAUGAUGCGAGCACACAUUGAGUUGCUUAAGAAGAAGUAUACCCAGAGCAGCAACUUCAACCAUCAACAACUUACUGAAAUGGUUGAGAUUGUAAGCGCAGUGGCCGUGACAGCAAAUCAGCGCACAGCUUUGUGGAGGAGUAUUUGCGAGGAGCAGCUUAACUGGCUCCUGCAACUAGCUUGUCGGGUGGCCGAUGCGGUUUCAUGCAGUGUAGUAGACUUACUGGUAUCGGCAAUUCGUGAAACUCCCGGACAUCAGGGUGAAAACAUCCAUCUGGCUGACAAAAUAAUCUAUGAAGAGAAGAAUCGAUGCCUGCUGAUGAUGCUACUUGUUCGUUAUUUGAUCGGACGUGAUGAAAAUAGAAGAUGGUUAAUGCACGGCUGCUGGGCGACAUCCCAGUUGGCUAGUCGACAGAAUCACCCAGAGAUGCAAGCAGUAUGCGACGCUGAACUAGAAGCGAUCAGUGCUACGGUUGCCAGAAUCGAAAAAGAAGGCCAUGCCGGUUGGUAUCGCCAGAUGACAGGACUCGGAUUAGGAUGGAAGACAAUGCUGAUGGACACCAGUCCGUGCCUCGUGUGCUUUUCCAGAAAGGAUGUGGCGGAAACCAUAAAGCUGAAUUCAAUCAAGCAAGAAGCACGUUUCGCCGCUAAUGCGAUGAUGCUGAAGUUGACUUGCCACUAUGAGAUCAGCAAAGUGAUAAUCAAAUUGACAGAUGUGAAGCGCAAUAAGAUGAUCAAACGCGUCAACCUCUUUUACUGUCCGAAAACUGUGGAGUCUGCUGUUGAAUUGAAGACGUGUCCAGAACUAUGGCAGCGUGCAUCAACAUGCAGUGUAUCGGCCAAUGACACCGAAGUCGUCUUACCACUAGCAAUACCUGUGGUUACAGCUUCCCUGGUGAUUCAGUUUUCGGAAUUGACGGAGAGUCGUCAGAAUCAGGAACUUCAUUGUCCACGCUGUUCAUCGGUAGUGCAGCCGAAUCCAGGUUUAUGUGAACACUGUGGUGAGAAUGUAUUCCAGUGUGUGAAAUGUCGUGCUAUCAACUACGAUGAGAAGGACCCAUUCUUGUGCCAGUCGUGUGGCUUCUGUAAAUAUGCUCGCAUGGAUAUUUCGUUAGUUUGUCGACCCUUACCAGGAGUUCAGCCGAUAACAACUGAUGCUGAGCGAGCAUCUUGCGUGGAGUCGAUGGCUCGUCUGCUCUGUGAAAUGGAACAAACUCGUUCUCAGUUGGCCGCUGGUCGAGCUCUCAGCGAAUCUCUGUGGCUCCAGUCGCGACCAUUACCUCCAAUAAGCUUCCAUGUAGAGAGUCCUGACGCGGCAAAUGCUCUCAUUGCUGCUCUCCCGCCGAUAAAUCAUCAACAGCCGGCAAUUCAUGCCCUACUAAUGACAACAACUCAUUGCAAAGCGUUGCAUGAAGAAUUGUGCAUGCAAACGCAGCAACUGAUCGCCUUCCGAGAAGAAUUGCGUGGCUAUGAUCGCAGCGUCAAAACGGCCCCACUUCUGCAUCAGGCAAUCAAUCAAGGAUUCUAUAACGCAAGUUCGAAUUGCUUUGGAUGUUUACGAGCCAGUAUUCUGCACUCGCUGGCGAUUCUACAAAGUUCUUGUGAUGACGUGACCUGCCUAGAAAGGCUGCUGGACUCUGAUAUAGUUUUUGGCACCUUGGUCGACUUGGCUAAUAAAUACGAGCCCAUCAAAGAAGAAAUAGAGAUGUUGCUUUGUCGGUUGUCGCUUGAAAAUGAAAAAGGAACAGAAAAGUUGUGUGAUCUGGUCUUGUCUGGAAAAAUCAGUGGUACUGUGCUGGCUCGUUCGCUGAAUACUUUCCCAGAUUCGUUAUGGCAGCAGAAAUUCCGCGGAUUACUGAAGAGCGCAAUGAAAUUCAACGAUCAUGACACGACACUGGCUGCUCUGACAAUAAUUGAUAAGUGCUUGGUGGAUGCGAAACCGAUUCGGAAGAGGAUUUAUCGGAAACUGCAACAAAGGAGGCGAGGAAUUUCCACUGAGAUAUCUCAGAAUCUUCUUGACCGCCGUCGUAUAAAGAUAGCUAAUCAUGAUGUUGGGCCGACUGCGCAAUCAUUGCGAUUGCUGUCGGAAGUGGAUACAGUAACAGCACCUGUCAAGCACCUCCAAGUAAAAAGCCCAGAUUGCGUGGAGACUGUGCACCGGAUACUAGCAAGGAGCAUGAUGCAUGGUUAUGGCGUUGUUUGUUUUCACCAUGAUUGCUGUCCCGACUGUCUGCGCAAUAUCAUCGAGCUGACCGCAGCCCAACUAUCCGUCUCUGUGCUACUGCGUGGCCUUCCUAUGGCAUCGGUAGCUCCACCGGCGAUGACUGACCAUUUCUUCCGCGCUGCUCAUGCCGUCAUAGGAGGCGGACCAAGUAUAAAAGCACGCCUUUAUUCGGAAGGGUUACACGUGUGGCUCAUCAAAGUAAUCUAC